Molecule: messenger RNA, 4328 nt
Organism: Cephus cinctus (wheat stem sawfly)
Lineage: Eukaryota; Metazoa; Arthropoda; Insecta; Hymenoptera; Cephidae
Gene: l(3)76BDm
Product: trafficking protein particle complex subunit 8
Exons: 10
Coding region: 1-4302 (1433 amino acids)
Biological process (GO): protein localization to phagophore assembly site; endoplasmic reticulum to Golgi vesicle-mediated transport
Cellular component (GO): phagophore assembly site; TRAPPIII protein complex; cytoplasmic vesicle
Molecular function (GO): protein binding
Source: RefSeq, a predicted model, not a curated record
AUGGCUCAGUGUAAGCUAACCCCACGAGAAUUUAUCAGCAAUGCUUUUUCGCCACAAGUUGCUGCAGUUUGCUCUGCAUCUGCCGAAGCUACUUGUCAAAAGAACAAUUUAUCUUUCAUUGAACUCCUUCAGCCUUUCUGCAAACUCAACACUGAAGGACACAUCAAGGAUCCUCAAGGAGUUUCUGUAGUCGUACGUAAUCUUCGUAUAUCAGUUCAGGAUGUAAAUGUACGUCCACCACAGCCUACUUUGGCUAGAAAGAUGCUAAAUGAAUCUGUUAGUUCUGUAUUAUGCGAUCGUACUACUGUAGUUCGAAUAGGAACGACUGAUCUGAAUAUUCCAGUAUCUGUUCCUUGGUUCGAAGCUUGGAGAGAAAUGUUUCUUAGUGUUCAAUUUCCAUCCGAUCAUGAAUUCACCAAGCAUUUUCUAGCUUGUAUGAUUGUUGUAUCAACAGCGGAUGAUAAUCCGUUGGAAAAAAUACAGCAUAUGGGUGCGCAGUUGCAUCAGAGUGUGCCUGGAAAGUUGCCCAAGUGGUUCAACAAUAAUGCUCUCAGAUAUUAUAUCCUUAUACAUGAUGCAGGCCAGGAUGAUAGAAAUAAGGCUGAAACUGUCUUUAAUGAAAUGAAAAAUAUCUAUGGUUUGAACAACUGUUUCUUAUUACAAAUGAACUCACGACCUCCAGGGCCAUCUGACGAUAGUACACACUUACCCGAUCCAUGGAGUCAAUUUUUAAUUAAGCACUCAGAUAUCUCCGGUAGUAGUGAACAAAGUAGUUCACCCCGUACGCCAGCUGACACCAGUGGUGUUUCUGCUAUGCCGAAUGAACUCACAACUGAUCAAUCUAGUCAAGCUGGCACUCCCGUAGCACCUCAUAAUCCAGUCUUGGUAUCACCGGAUCAGGCAGAUACUAUAAGCCUGUCAUCUGAAGUAUCAGAGUCGCCUGGAGUUCACUUGGAAGUAGGACAGGAAGCAGUUCCAGUGACGAUACAUCCACUCAGUCCAGAAGGCGAGAAGUCGUACAGCAUAAACACCAUAAUGAGUUUCAAAAGUCAAUCAGAAAAUCGAUCACCGAUCAAUGCUAAUGUCUGGGCAGAUUCACCGAAUCGCCCUGCUGCUCAACACGGGUCAUGGCUCUCGGUUCAAGACUUAGAACGAUUACGAAUUCUUACAACGGAGUUUUGCCUAAAAAGUUUGUUGCCUUACGUCGAGAAGCAGAUUGGUCUUUUGAACGAUGUCAUUUCAAAUAAAAAGGGCAUGAGUCGCUCUCUCUUCAGUGCCACUAAGAGAUGGUUCGGUACGAAUAAACCAGGAACACCCGGGUCGGCGCCGACUAACGCAGUAAUUUACACAACAGAAUCGCCUGAGUUGCAACUUCGACGUUUGGGUGACUUGUGUUUCAUGUUUGGCCAUUAUUCGUUGGCUUAUCAAGCGUAUCACAGUGCGAAACGUGAUUUCGCUGCGGAUCAGGCUUGGCUAUAUUAUGCUGGUGCUUUAGAAAUGGCUGCCCUGAGUGCAUUUAUGCAAGGCGAAAUGACACGAAAAACUAUAGAGUAUAUGGACGAUGCGAUUUUAACUUAUUCGAAUAGCUGCAAACUGCCACAAUUUGCUACCAGGGCAACUUUGUUCAGUGCUGAAUGUUUAAAAGGUCGUGGACUCUAUGGUGAAGCUGCCAAACAAUUAAUUCGUAUGACUAGCGAGGAUUCAGAUUUACGUUCUGCACUUUUACUUGAACAAGCAGCUUAUUGCUUUAUUGUUCCGAAGAUGAUGCGUAAGUACGCAUUUCAUGCUGUACUGGCUGGUCACAGAUUCUCUAAAGCUGGACAGAGAAAACAUUCUUUAAGAUGUUAUCAACAAGCUUAUCAGGUCUAUGAUGGCAGAGGCUGGUCCUUGGCAGAAGAUCAUAUUCAUUUCACAAUAGGUAGGCAAGCAGCAUCAUUGAAGCAGGUUUACGAGGCUGUUAAGGCAUUUGAGAAAUUGUUAAGCGCCUCCAGUAAACAGCCUGCGGCACAACAAGCUGCUUUCCUUCGAGAAUUCUUGCACAUUCACAACUUGUUGUCUCAGGAAGAAACCAUGGAUCGGAGCGUGCUUCCUAUUUUGCCACUUCCGCUUAUAGACGGCAAUCAAAUCAAAGUAUUGUUUGGUCCUUCGGUCAACGUGUCUGAGAAUACAAUAACAGCGAGUCAUUUGUCAUUCGAAAAUCCAGACACUGAUGAUGCCAAAUGGGCCAGACUCGAAGAAAUCUUAUUAACCGAAGCACAAGGUUCGGUUCCUAUGAUAUUUAAGCCCACCACUUCUCUCUAUUCAAAUAGAACCAACAAUAGUAUCAAGCCGAAUGCAAUACUUGAGGAGCCAGUUCACUUCUACAUCGAAUUGCAUAAUCCCUUGCGUAUACCAUUGCCAUUAUCCAAUGUAAAAUUAUUAUGGUCAUUUACGAGCAAUGACGAAGAAAUCGUCACUAAUGAAAAUGAAAUGGAUGACAGUAUGAAGUCAUUUCCUGUUGACACACAAACCAUUGAAGCUAUUGUCUUGCAGCCUGACUGCAGACAAUUUGUUGUAUUAUCUUUGAAGCCUAAACAGAUUGGUGACAUUAAAGUGAUAGGAUUGAGUUACACCUUAUCAAAUCCUACGAGUACGGUGGCUGAUCAACUUGUUGUUAAUCCUUCUGUUAGUAUAUCUGGAAAAAGAUUGUUCGAUAUAAAAGGUCCCAAGUUAAAAAAUAUUAAGGAAAAACCUGGAGUGAAACUGUACGGUGAAGAUUAUAGGCUGUAUAUGAGAGUCGUGGAGAAGGCGCCUUUUAUGCAGGUAUCUUUUAGUAAAUUGUCUCCAGAAAUGUUAUGCGGUGAGAUGCAGAGGGUUGAAGUGACUUUAAAGAAUAUUGGCCACGCACCCUUAACAAAUCUGUAUAUUGGUACUUCUAAUGCAAAACUCUUUUCAUUGGAAAAUCAGUUAGUCAAUACGGAUAAUGUACAAACAGGAAAGAGCCGACGUCUUAUUACAAAAAUACGAUUACCCCCGUCAACUGGGGGAAUCUUGAAUGUCGAAGAGACACACAAAAUGCCGUUAUGGAUACGUGCUCCUCACGAAAAGGGAACUCAUCGUCUGGAUUUACUUUUCUAUUAUGAAAAUCCCGAGGCGAAUAGUAUACCAAAAUAUAGAUUGAGUCGUCAGACGUGGCAGCUGACAGUCUUAGAUUCUAUACAGAUAAAUGCAAUUGCUCAUAGAAGUGCUGUCAAUCUGGAGAAUUCCACAACGUUAAAUAUGACAAUUCGUGUAAAAAAUACAAAUCAAGUUCGCGAUCCUUUUAUUAAUGAAAUUGCCUUGACUAAAGUAUCGCUGAAAAGUGAUUCUUGGUACUUAUGUAAUUCCAUGUUAGCACCAUCAGACGUGAAGAUGCAGCCUCAGGAAUCUGCUCAUCUGUUGCUCAAAGUUCGCAGAAGAACAAAAGAUGAAUCUAUUUAUUCAGACGUGGAUUUAAUUAAGGUGGAUAAAGAUAUAGAGUCCGUAACCGAUUCGCCAUACAUUGACUUUGUACAGCGACGGCUAAUUACGCCAUUGGAUUUGAAUGAGAAUUCAAAUGAGUCUCAGCAGCAACAGCUACAACAGGCCAAUGCAGAUAACAAUUCUCUUUCUGGUACUAUGAAAAUUGAUGCUGUCUUAAUUCUCAGAUGGAGAGCUAGAGUCACGGAAGGUUCUACACGUCAGGCCAUAGGUCAACAUCAUAUAGAUUUGGAAUUUCUUAAUAAAUUGUACAAACAUCCUGAAGUGUCACAAACCGAGCAAAACAAGUACGAUGGAAACUUGAAAAUUUUUGGACCUGAUAGGAAUGUUGCUGAUUCGACAAGUAUUGUCAGAAAGAAUCAAUACUCGGAGCUUACAUGCAAACAAAAUGUUGUUACGUUUAAUCUGAAUCAUGUAAGACACGCUGCACAUAAUUUUGCAAGGAAUCGCCUGUGCAUAGUCCCGGUUUUAGUAAAUAUGCAAAAUCAUUCACAAUCGGCCAUUGAGAUCAAAGUGAAUACUAUAGGAACUAGCAGCAAUACUCAAUUACCAAAUAUAAAGUCUCAAUUAUAUCCACGACAAGCUUCCUCAUUCUUCAGGUACAUUAGUCACACGGCAAUAAUUUGCCAAUUAGAUCCGUACGGAUCAAUCGCAGUAAAACUACAGGCUGUACUUGCAUCUCCUGGUACUUACGAUUUAGCAUCCAGGGUAGACGUGUCAGUAAGAGUUGCAAGUAGCAAUGAGUUUGUCCCUCAGAAAUGGCUAAUGGAGAGUGUAUGUAUUGUCAGUGAUGAUAGCCUAUAGAAUAAAAAUAUUACAAACUUUAGGAA